Neurospora tetrasperma FGSC 2508 is the source of this 1256-nucleotide messenger RNA. RefSeq lists its product as uncharacterized. The coding region runs from base 173 to 1192 and encodes 339 amino acids. The record is from RefSeq and is a predicted model, not a curated record. Lineage: Eukaryota; Fungi; Ascomycota; Sordariomycetes; Sordariales; Sordariaceae. The transcript has 2 exons.
AAAGUUGGAAAACCUACCUACCUACCUACCUUCCUUGUACCUACCUGCCUUACCUCAACUUCCACUUGCCGCCACGUCGACGUCCAGCUCUUCCGGGCAUCGCGACUUGAAAGAUACUAUAAUACUAAAACCGCCUGCCCGAGAAAUAGUGACAUUCGCAGCAAGAAGGAAGAUGUCCAAGCUUUCCCCCUCUCUCAAGGGUCUCAUCAACGCGCCCUUUGCGCGGCCAGGCCCGACUCCGGCGCCGCGCAACAUUGAGGCCGUCUACACCAAGAUCGCAGAUGAGGCUCGCGAGAGGAAAUAUGGCGAGAAGCCAUGGCUUGCGCUUUCUGCAGCAGCAACUUUCACCCUCAACUCUCCCUCUUCCUUAGGACCCCUCCUCACACUCGCCUCCUCCCGAUGGCCUUCUUCUUCCUCAUCUUCCUCCUCCCCUUCCCCUUCCUCUUCUUCUUCCCCUUCCUCUUCAGCACUCCUUGAACCCGCCGAAUUCAUCCGCGAAAUCGGCCUCAAAUGCAUCUCCUUCAACGGCAUCCCCCGCACAAUCAACACCCUCAACUUCUUCCGCGCCCACCUCUCCUCCGCCCACCCACAGCUUUCAUCCCACCUAUCCACCACCCCGACCCGCCAAACCACACCCUCAAACAUUUCCGCCGUCCACGCCCGCGGUCGUCAGCUGUGGGAAUCCAUCUACACCCCCCUAGACGCCAAACUCGAAGCCAAGCUCGCCGAGGCCCACCCCGAUUUACCUGUGCAUAUCCUCGGUAGCCAUUACGGCCCUUUACUCAGUGAUCCCCCCUCCGAAAAGAAUGGGUUGGACAGUAAAGUGGGCAGGAGUCUGACGAGCGUGGUGGCCAUUGCGUGUUUACGUGCGCAAACGGGCGUGGGGCCGCAGGUGUUGUCGCAUGUGUUUGGACUUCGGAAGGCGGUCGAGCAGGGGGCGCAUUUGCACGAGUUUGCUGCUGCUGGUCAGUCUGGUGGUGAGGGAAGUAAAAAAGGGGAAAAGGAAAGGAGAAGUGAGGAGGCGGAGGGGAUUGAAAGAUUGGCUAGUGAUGAAGGGUGUGAGUGGAUUUUGAGGAGCGUGGAUGCGAUUAGUGAGGCGAUGGCGGCGGCGGCGGCGGCGGCGGCGCAGGAUGGGAACAUGAACGAGGGAGGGUUUGCUUCACCGAUGAGGAAGAGGGAGAGUAAGCUGUGAGAUAUCCAUGCUGACUUGAUGUUAUUUCGACUGAUGAUUUGAUCUUGAACUUCCGUCCGGUAUA